AUGGAACCCUUCUCCUUCGCCACCUCAGAGUCGCUACAUCACCCCGUCAGUAUCCGCAUAAUAAACUUAGAAGGCGACGAACCUCCUUUACCACCAUCUACCCAGUUCGAAAACGCAGAGCUUCGACAUGUCGGCUCUAACUCGAGUCCGCACUCGGAUCUCUAUGUAACGGCCCAGGUGUGGGCAGGCUCCAAGCCUCUGACAGUUCCGGUCCAGACAGCAUACAAGUCGUUUCGCACAGAACGGAGAUGGAACGAAUGGCUCACGCUCCCAAUCAAUUAUUCUGCCCUCCCACUCAACUCCUGUCUCGCCAUUACUCUAUGGGAUUCGUCUCCUGCCGGGGGAAAGGACGCCGAAGGCCUCGCCAUCCCCUUUGGAGGCACCACCUUGCCCCUGUUCGACCGAGACAACCAGGUUCAGAAAGGACGUCAGAAAUGCCACGUCCACAGACGCAAAAUCGCCGACGGUCACGAUAAAACCACGACACCAGCGGUCAUAAGGAGAAGAACAAGGAGUCAUGGGAAGAGAGGCGAACAAGCACCUCUCGGUAAGGAUGCCGAAGAGAUGGAAAGACUGGAGGGCCUUUUCAAGAAACACGAAAUGGGGGAGAUUCCCCGCGUCGACUGGCUGGACCAGCUCGUCUUCAGGACUGUCGAGAGGCGCGGCCUACAAUCAGCCAAAGGAUCCCAUCGGACCUUACAACGCCGCCAGGGCGCCCAAGACUCCGCCGCAGAGAAGGACGGGGCAAACGGCGGAUCCCCGGACCCGGAGUCCUAUCAUCGGUCACUAUAUCAACUCAACGUCGAGCUGCCUCGGUUCGACUUCCCCGUCGUCUUCGCAGACUUGGAAUACCCGCCACCUCCCAUCUCGUCGCUUCAGAACAUGUCUGGUUCCCAGUCCAACGUGGCCCUCAAACCCCCACCAGAAGUCCAGUUUGGCCCCGGGAUCAACAGCCUUGACAACUCUUCGGCCGGCUUCGGGAGCCGUCUGGUAAAAGUGUACGACCCUGAGGUAGGGGCGAAAGACAACCCGGCAGAGGCGAAACACCGCCGACUGGUGCGCAGCCAGCAUCGUCACGGUGUCUUGGAUAAGGACCUCAAACCCAAUGCCAAGGUCCGGGACGAGCUGAACGUCAUCAUGUCUUAUUCGCCAAACCAUAUCCUGAACACAGAGGAGAAGGACCUCGUCUGGAAAUUCCGGUAUCAUCUCACGCGGGACAAGAGAGCUGUCACCAAGUUCGUCAAGUCCGUCAACUGGCACGACCCUAGCGAACGUAAGCAGGCCGAGCAGGUCUUGGCCCGGUGGACGGAGAUCGACGUCGACGACGCCCUCGAACUUUUAGGCCCUACCUUUGACAGCCAGGUUGUCCGAGCUUACGCCGUCGAACGCUUGCGCAAGGCCGACGACCAUGAGCUUCUGCUCUACCUACUUCAGCUGGUCCAGGCGCUCAAGUACGAGCACAUAUCCCCCGAUUCGACUCAAGAUGCCACUCGGGAUUCCUCGCUGGCCAGGUUCUUGAUAGCGCGCGCCGCCGCAAACUUUACUCUGGGGAACUAUUUUCACUGGUACCUGAUGGUCGAGUGCGACGACAACAGCCCCGAACAGGGGACCCAGAACCGUGAGAUGUACCGGAAAGUCGCGUACGACUUCAUGACCGAACUGGUCAAGCAGCCGGACGGUGCCGAGACGAGAGGGACGCUUCUCCGCCAAGCAGAGCUCAUUGCCAUCCUGUCCAGGAUUUCAGGCGAAGUGAAGCUGUCCCACGAGAGCAUCCCUAAGAAGACAGAACGGGUCAAGCGUUUCCUCGCGGAUCCCAAGAACGAGGUGGCUACCAUCGACCCACCACUACCCUUGCCCCUUGACCCGUCUGUCCAUGUCAUCGGCGUCUCGCCCGACGAGACGACGGUGUUCAAAUCAUCGCUCUGUCCGAUCAAGGUCACGUUCCGCACUACCCAAGGCACGACGUACCCCAUCAUAUUCAAGACGGGUGACGACCUGCGUCAGGAUCAGCUGGUCAUCCAGAUAAUAACGCUCAUGGAUCAACUCCUCCAAAAAGAGAACCUCGAUCUGAAGCUCUCUCCUUACAAGAUCCUGGCGACGAGCACGACAGCCGGAGCCUCCCAGUUCGUCCCCUCUGUUAGCUUCCAAAGCAUCCCCUCUGCCCUGGCCUACCUCAAGUCCCAUAGUCCCGACAGCCGCCAGCCACUGGGGUUGCGGCAAGAGACGCUCGACACGUACGUCAAGUCUUGCGCCGGAUACUGCGUCAUCACGUACAUCCUCGGCGUCGGCGACCGCCACCUCGACAACCUGCUCCUGGCCCCCGACGGCCACUUCUUCCACGCCGACUUUGGUUUCAUUCUGGGCCGCGACCCCAAGCCCUUCGCGCCCGUGAUGAAGCUGUCAAAGGAAAUGGUCGACUGCAUGGGGGGCGUCAACUCGGAGCACUUCAAGAUGUUCAAGCAGUACUGCUUCUUAGCAUACGCCGCGCUGCGCAAGUCGUCCAACCUCAUCCUUAACCUGUUUAGCCUCAUGGUUGACGCCAACAUCCCCGACAUCCGCUUCGAGCCCGACAAAGCGGUGCUGAAAGUACGAGAGAGGUUUCACUUGGAGUUGAACGAGGAAGAUGCUAUGCUGUACUUUGACCGCGUUAUCGAGGAUGCUCUUGGUGCCAUUGCCCCCGUGGUCAUCGAUAAGCUCCAUGAAUUGGUACAGGCCUUCCGGGCUUGAGAGGUGGAGUGGCAAAAGGGGGGGGAGGCAGCGGUGUUUCGGGGGGUUUCCUGGGUGGGAAUAUAUUUUGGGUUGCAAGCGAUAGUCUCGCCUGGUUAUAGCGUUGUGGACCGUCUAGUCCAGGCUGACGGCGUUGGGGUUAUGGGGAGCUACCAUUGAGCAGGAUGUUUCAUAAGUAACGCCUAACUCCUUGGCCGAAUAAUGAUUACAUUGUUUAUGCGCGCUCCUCAUUCUCUUUAGGCUCAGAUACGAGGAUCCGGAAACUUGACAGAAAAUGAAAUGGAUACAAGUAAAGACGGAAAAAUGGUAUGGAUCCUUUGUUUGCCCUUUACAUCAGUAUUUUGGAUAUAUUCAAGAAAAGAAG
Sodiomyces alkalinus F11 is the source of this 3091-nucleotide messenger RNA. Its product is annotated as phosphatidylinositol 3-kinase. Bases 1 to 2727 code for a protein of 908 amino acids. The transcript is spliced from 4 exons. The record is from RefSeq and is a predicted model, not a curated record. Gene Ontology annotation, biological process: autophagosome assembly; phosphatidylinositol-3-phosphate biosynthetic process; autophagy of peroxisome. Lineage: Eukaryota; Fungi; Ascomycota; Sordariomycetes; Glomerellales; Plectosphaerellaceae. Gene Ontology annotation, cellular component: phagophore assembly site; phosphatidylinositol 3-kinase complex, class III, type I; cytoplasm. Gene Ontology annotation, molecular function: 1-phosphatidylinositol-3-kinase activity.